GAAAAUUAGCAAUGUCCAAGCCACACUCCGCACUGUUUACAUUCUUCGAUUUUGCUGUAUGCUGGCACUCUAUAUAUAUCUAUAAUAGGGAGCGAAAACUUUAGCCGCUAAUUUGAGGGUGAUCUAAUUGGACCCACGCUGCGAAACAUAGCAGUAUGUUUCUGUAUCACGCCCUAUUACUAUUUUAGCCAAAGUUGCAAAAUUCGCGGUGUGCACCUUUAUUUAUUAAGAAUCUUAUACAAAAUCAAGGACUCGAUAGUGCUGUACGAGUGUCGAGUAAGCAUCAGAGUUUAUUAAUGAAUGUUAGUUACAAAUAAUAAUUAAGAUGAGACAGAAUAACAGUCAAUAGAGCUGGCAUACGCCGCGCCAUACGAUACAAUAAUAUGACGUGACAUGAUGUACGCAUUAUUUACAUGAAACAAAACACCGCGCAAAAUAUGAAAUGAUCUACAACCAAAUCACAUUCAAACCAACGGCGACUCGUAAUGGCAAGUUUACUUCUGGAAAAAAUGGAAACUGGGGAGGGGGAAUAAAUUUGCACGGGUGUGCUUGCCAGCACUGUGAUCAGUAACAUCUGGACACUCCUCCAUUAGACAAAGUAAAAUUACAACAAUUAAUACUCAUUAAGUACGGUAACAAUGAACUAACACUCACGACUAAUGAACACUCUAGGGUACGUGGCCACACAUACCGUCCUCUGCAUCUGACUCUGGGAGGGUGCAGAUUGUUAAAAUUACAACAUUUGUAAUAAUAUUCUGAUAUGAUAAUUAAUAAACUAGUAGUAUCCACCAUGAAAUAUCUUUGUACAGAACUAUUAUAUUAAGAUAUGUUAAUACUGCAAUUUAAAACAUCAAAUUUAAAAUUGUAUGUAUUUACGUCUUCAGUUUACAAAUCAGUUUACAAAUCAACAAGAUUUGAUGAAAUCAAUCUAACAAAUAUCAUAUUUUCAGGCUGUUCCGUUUCUGUGGGAGUUGGAAGUACUUCUAAAUUGGGUCUGUACAGAAACAACUCUAACUCUCGACUACUGGGUUAAACUCAGUGACAUCAAGGCUUACCUCUUCAAACUUAAAUGUUGGCAGGUUACGUAUGAAUCAGCGUACUACCUGGGAGAGAAGCAGCCCGCGUACAUGAAGUACGGUAUAGGUGGGCUCCUGGUCCUGCUCCUCAUCCUCAUCAUCUGGUUCCCACUCCUCUUCAUGAGUGUUAUUACCACCAACUCCAUCCCUAAUCCGCCCACUGGCUUCAGUUGUUCUCUAUCCGUGGGAGGCCUGGAGCCGAUGGUGAGCAUGAAGUUUACCCAAAUACCAAGCCUCUCUGAGGAUUCUCUAAACGACCUGAAAGCUGAUGUACGGAGAGGGGGAGGUAACGACACACUUAACAUGAAACUCAACAACUACACCGAGUUUGUGAACAGGUUUAAAGCUGCGGACAUUGCUCGGCUGGACGUGUAUUCUGAUAGUAUGACGCUGUGGGAGAUAUCACCCGCAGCGGUUAAUUUCCUGACGACGGUGCUAGACGAGACGAACGAAAAGCUAGGCUUCAACCUAACAAUGAGGUUUGAGUGGACGAUACUCCGGGAACCUGAGUCUACCACUGCUCAGAAGAUAGUGUCUGGGGUGUCGGAGAUAGCGGUACUGAACGAGGGUGAUGCCGAGCUGAAUUUUGGCAAUCCAUACGUUAACAGAAAGGCACUGUUAAACGUGGUUAAAAAUUGUAAUACAUCUACAAAACUCAACGUCAGCGGUCUCAUACCGACCUUCCUUUGGGCCAGAGAAUCGGAAGUGACUCACGUAGAUUGUAUCCAAACCCAGUCGGAAGUGUCGACCCUAGAAAUAACAAAAAUGUCGACCUCUCACUGCAGCAUUAUGCGGAUCCAGAUAAGGUGAUACAGGGCAGAAAUUGUCCGAUAUGGGACGGCUACUACUGGAGUAUUAACCAGAAUUCUAAAUUUGUACCCAACAAUACCUUUUAUAACUCGGUUCCUAUGGGUGAUAAUCCAAACAAAGUUCAAUUCUACAUCUUCUCUGAUAGGAUAGUUAGCAGUCAAUAUCAGCUGAUUGCUAGUUAUGGUAUUAUCGGCCUUUACAUAUCUGUAGUCCUUGUCAUCUUCAAAUUCGUCCGAUUAACGUUGGCUGACUCACAUACUCGGAUUAUCUUCCAAGAGAUGCCUUGUCCCGAUCUCAUUAUGAGUCUCGUGUCUAGUACUGAGAUGGUUCGCGCUCAGGGAGAGUUUGUACUGGAGCAAGUAUUAUACAGGAAGCUCCUCCUCCUUUACCGCUCCCCGGAGACCCUGAUAGUGUGGACCGGACGACACAGGCACCUCAAGGAGGAGUGACCACGUGACCAUGGUAACCACGUGACCAUGGUGACCAACCAGGUCACGUGGUUACUGUUUAUAUAUCCUCCUACUAUAACUGCCGUGUAGAGACUCCAGUCCUCUGGUUAGGACCUGUGGAAAGUUCAGAAUUUUUAUCAUGUCUUGUAAUGUUUAUUAAUGAUAAUUAAUUAAUGACGAUAGUUAAUUAUCUACUUAUUGUUAUUAUGGGUUCGAUGAGGGUGAUUACAGCAAAACACCGAUCAAAACCCUAAUUUACCGUAAUAUUUUCCUUACCCUAUACUGAUGGUAAAUUUGAGGUUUAAUGUAGUUACUCAGUUAUAUUCGUACGUCUUUAGAUUCUGUGCAGCAAUUAUUCUCAACUGUAGGUGUAAAAACUAAAAAAUGUCAACGGAAUUAUUUAAAAAACCAUUAAUUGUGUUCAGGACAGAAAUUUAAUAUUUGUUGAACUGAAAGACAAAUUUCAAUAAAGUUGUUCAAUCUUUCGAACAAUAAUUGUAUUUUACAGCUGCUUUUAUUAAUGAAUGUUAAUAAUCUCAUCAGGUAAGGCAAUUUCUGUUUCGACAAUUUGAUUUUUAUUCAUGGAUUUUUGAUCAAAGUUUUAGUAUUAAUAUUUGUUUUGAAAAUGUGUUGAUGACAGAUGAAUGAAGUUGAUUAACCAGAUUUUUGAUAACAAUUGAUACGACGAUCAUUCUUAAUUAAUACUGUGUAACAUGUUAAACAUAUUCUCAUCACAUUUCAUUACCAAAUCAAA
Molecule: messenger RNA, 3089 nt
Organism: Bolinopsis microptera
Lineage: Eukaryota; Metazoa; Ctenophora; Tentaculata; Lobata; Bolinopsidae
Product: piezo-type mechanosensitive ion channel component 1-like
Exons: 10
Coding region: 1128-1886 (252 amino acids)
Biological process (GO): regulation of membrane potential; detection of mechanical stimulus; cellular response to mechanical stimulus
Cellular component (GO): membrane
Molecular function (GO): mechanosensitive monoatomic ion channel activity; monoatomic cation channel activity
Source: RefSeq, a predicted model, not a curated record